This is a messenger RNA of Medicago truncatula (barrel medic), 2021 nucleotides long. RefSeq names its product purple acid phosphatase 23. Bases 138 to 1901 code for a protein of 587 amino acids. Lineage: Eukaryota; Viridiplantae; Streptophyta; Magnoliopsida; Fabales; Fabaceae. The transcript is spliced from 9 exons. Gene Ontology annotation, molecular function: metal ion binding; acid phosphatase activity. The record is from RefSeq and is a predicted model, not a curated record.
CAUGUUUGCUUCAAGUUCAAGUCAAAAAAAGAGUCUAUAGUACAUCUUAUCUUAUCUCCAACAUCCUCAAAGAAAAUCUAAAGACAUUUCAUUCAUUUUGAUUCAGUUUGUAUCAUUAGAGGAUCCAAUUCAACACAAUGAAAAUAUGCAAUUUUUGCAUGUCACUAACAAUAGUUUUGGUGAUGAUCACAAACAUCAAUAUGGUGGUGAGUAAGAGACACAUUCCGACCACCCUUGAUGGUCCGUUUAAACCGGUGACUCGUCGGUUUGACUCAUCACUGCGAAGAGGCAGUGAUGACUUGCCUAUGACUCAUCCAAGGCUCAAAAUGAACGUUACUUUAAAUUUUCCUGAACAAAUCGCUCUCGCUAUUUCUUCACCAACUUCUAUGUGGAUUUCUUGGAUUACUGGGAAAUCACAGAUUGGUCUAAAUGUGACCCCACUUGAUCCUGCAUCUAUUGGAAGUGAGGUGUGGUAUGGAAAAAAGAGUGGAAAAUACACAAAUGUAGGGAAAGGUGAUUCACUUGUUUACUCUCAAUUGUAUCCAUUUGAAGGACUCUUGAAUUACACCUCUGGUAUUAUUCAUCAUGUCAAACUUGAAGGUCUUGAACCUGGAACUAGAUAUUACUACAAAUGUGGUGAUAGUUCUAUUCCAGCCAUGAGCCAAGAGAAUUAUUUCGAAACUUUCGCAAAACCUAGUCCAAAGAAUUAUCCUGCUAGAAUUGCAGUUAUUGGAGAUUUAGGCCUCACAAGUAAUUCUUCAACAACGGUUGAUCAUCUGAGUUACAACGAUCCUUCAAUGAUUCUAAUGAUUGGUGAUUUAACAUAUGCAAAUCAGUAUCUUACAACUGGUGGAAAGGGAGCUUCGUGCUUUUCGUGUGCGUUUCCAGAUGCACCGAUUAGAGAGACCUAUCAACCUCGUUGGGACGGGUGGGGAAGGUUUAUGCAGCCUUUGACCUCAAAAGUUCCAAUGAUGGUUAUUGAAGGGAAUCAUGAGAUUGAACCACAAGCUGAUGGGAUCACAUUCAAAUCAUACUUGACAAGAUUUGCCGUUCCUGCUGAAGAAAGUGGCUCUAAAAGUAACUUCUUCUACUCUUUUGAUACUGGUGGCAUACACUUUAUCAUGUUGGGAGCAUAUGUUGAUUACAACAAAACCGGUGCACAAUUUGAUUGGUUGAAAAAAGAUCUGCAAAAUGUAGACCGUAGUGUAACCCCUUGGCUAGUUGCUACAAUGCAUCCUCCUUGGUAUAACAGCUAUGCUUCACAUUAUCAAGAAUUUGAGUGCAUGAGAUUGGAAAUGGAAGCACUUCUCUAUCAAUACAGAGUUGACAUUAUUUUCAAUGGUCAUGUUCAUGCUUAUGAGAGGAUGAAUAGAGUUUAUAAUUACACAUUGGAUCCUUGUGGACCUAUUUACAUAACUGUUGGAGAUGGUGGAAAUAUUGAGAAAGUAGAUGUUGAUCAUGCAGAUGAACCUGGAAAGUGUCCUUCAUCUGGAGAUAACAUACCGGAAUUUGGAGGUGUUUGUCAUUCAAAUUUUACCUUUGGUCCGGCUAAAGGUAACUUCUGUUGGAAGAAACAACCUGAGUGGAGUGCAUUUAGAGAAAGUAGUUUUGGACACGGAAUACUCGAGGUUGUGAAUUCUACAUAUGCAUUAUGGACAUGGCACCGAAAUCAAGAUAGUUACAAAGAAAAUGCAGUUGGUGAUCAAAUAUACAUAGUGCGGCAGCCUGAAUUGUGCUUCAAAGAUUCAAAAUUACAGGACUCACAACAAUCACUUCCACACUCUGCUGCUUCUAGUCACCUCUCUCAAGAUUUAUCUAUCAUCAUAUCACAGUUAAUCAUUGGAGUUCUCUUAAUUUAUGGUCUCUAUUCUCAUGUAAAUCAGAUUAGAUUUAAGGAUUAAUGCAUAAAAUCAAAUAAAUUUCUCUUAUUAAAGAGUUUGUUUGUACUUGUCAUCCUUUGUUGAGGCAUUAAAUUGUGUAAAUUCAUUACAAAAUUGUAUACAUGGCUCUUCUUUAAUUUA